AAUGACCCUAAAUUCACUCGAUAUUUCACAAACAGAAGACAGUUUUUCAGUUGGCUUGAGCUAUCGGUAGCUGCUGUGUGUCAGGACAAAUUGCGGGGUAAGAAAAACAAUGUUGGAUGUUAAAGCGCAGGGAAAACGCCACACACUCCCGUUGGCUCACUUUGACGUCAGUUUUCAUUGGGACCCGCCCGCUCGCUCAAGUGGCGGCGGUGAAUGGUGAGAGAUAAUCCUCGGCUCCGCCACAGACACACAACAGGGCUGCGCUGCCUUCUGGAUCUGGAUGCGGGCAUCCUUGGAUUCUGCUCUCUGCACGGGCCCACUGCACGGAAACUUAACGGGACAACAAUGGUGCACGCCUCGGCGGCUGAAUCCGUGGCUGCUGGUAGUUUAGGGGACCGGGGAUUGUGGUCAAUGUGACAUUCACUGGCACGCUGGUGUUGAGUUUAUUGUUCUGGUCCUAGACGCGGAGCAGCGACUCUCUGAGAAGAUGUUGAGCCGAUUCAUGAGUGGCAGCAUCAGGAAUCUUGAUCGGGAAUACAGCUGCACCGUCAGACUGCUGGAUGAUUCGGAAUAUACGUGCACCAUUCAGCGAGAUGCAAAGGGACAGUAUCUGUUUGACCUCAUCUGCCACCACCUCAACUUGCUGGAGAAAGACUAUUUUGGCAUCAGAUAUGUGGAUCCAGACAAGCAGCGGCACUGGUUGGAGUUCUCAAAAUCAAUUGCAAAGCAAAUGAAAUGUCAGCCUCCAUUCACCAUGUGUCUGAGAGUCAAGUUCUACCCUCCUGAACCCGCUUAUCUCAAGGAGGAAAUCACUCGAUAUUUUGUCUUCCUGCAAAUCAAGAGAGACCUCUACCACGGUCGGCUCUUGUGUAAAACCUCCGACGCGGCCAUGCUGGCUGCACACAUCCUUCAAGCCGAGAUCGGAAAUUACGACCCUGGGAAGCAUCCUGAUGGUUACAGCUCCAAAUUCCAGUUCUUCCCUAAACAUUCGGAGAAGCUGGAGCGCCGGAUUUCAGACAUACACAAGAGAGAGCUGAUUGGACAGACACCUGAAACAUCAGAGCGAAAUUUCCUCCAGAAAGCCCAGAUGCUGGAGACAUAUGGUGUUGAUCCACAUCCAUGCAAGGAUGUGUCUGGGAACCCAGCUUUCCUCGCCUUCACACCGUUUGGUUUUGUGGUGCUUCAGGGAAACAAGAGGGUUCAUUUUCUCAAAUGGAACGAGUUGACCAAACUGAAGUUUGAAGGCAAGACGUUCCACGUAUAUGCAAAUCAGAACGAGGACAAAAAGAUCAUCUUGACGUACUUUGCACCCACACCGGAGGCAUGCAAGCACCUUUGGAAGUGUGGAGUGGAGAAUCAAGCGUUCUAUAAGCUUGAGAAGUCAAGUCAGGUUCGCACGGUGUCCAGCAGCAACCUGUUCUUCAAGGGCAGCCGCUUCCGUUUCAGUGGACGAGUGGCAAAAGAGGUGAUGGAGCAGAGUGCCAAAAUCAAACGCGAACCUCCAGAAAUACACAGAGCUGGCCUCGUGCCCAGCAGAAGUUGUCCAUCCAUCACCCACGGGCCUCGCCUCACCAGUGUACCGCGCACGCGUCGGAGAGCUGUGCACAUAUCUAUUAUGGAGGGUCUGGAGUCAUUGCGUGACAGUGCUCACUCUACACCGGUGCGUUCAGUGUCCCACGGGGAAUGCUUCAUGCCACGCUCCCGGAGCCAGGCCACAGAUGCCAGUGAGAGGACUGCGGUGAUCUCGGACGAGGCCUACAGCCCGUCUGACAGUGUCCUGCCCACCCCGGUGGCCGAGCACAGCAUGGAGCUGGCCGUCUCGCGCCAGGUCAACGGGGCGCCCUGCAGCAUUGAGGAGGAGAAGGAGUCGGAGGCAGGCACCCCCAUGCGCGGGGAAGUGGGUGAUUUUGGUGCACAGGAGGGUGCAGGGGGGGACACGGCCCUCAGCGAGGUGGAACAGGUGAAUAAAUUUGUCUUAAGUGUCCUCCGUUUGCUCCUUGUGACCAUUGGACUCCUCUUUGUCUUGCUCCUCCUCCUCAUCAUCCUCACCGAGUCAGACCUUGACAUUGCAUUUUUACGUGAUAUCCGCCAGACCCCCGAAUUUCAGCAGUUCCAUCACGAAUACUUUUGUCCCCUCAGGCGGUGGUUUGCCUGCAAGCUCCGCUGGGUGGGCGGGUUGCUCAUUAACAAGGGAGAGUGAGGUCGUAGAGGUGUUAGAUUUCGUAAGCCCGUUCGGGGGUCUGAGAUGACGGUUAGGACUCCGGAGUGAUGGAGGGCAGCCUUGUCCCAACAUGAACCCUGCUUCUCUCAUCAUCCUCCUGCAGACAUUCAGCUUGGACCACGUCCUGGUAACACCGACAGGAUCUCGCCUCCCCUUCUCCACUUUGAGUUAACCCCCCUACCCACCCAACCACCUCCUCGUUUCGCUUGUUUUCUUUUUUUCUUUUUUUUUUCUACAAAGCCAGAGGACACCUUUUGCAUUUUAUUUUUAUUUUUUUUA
This is a messenger RNA of Anarrhichthys ocellatus (wolf-eel), 2500 nucleotides long. It is a transcript of the gene frmd5a, whose product is annotated as FERM domain containing 5a. Bases 488 to 2200 code for a protein of 570 amino acids. NCBI's taxonomy places the organism in Eukaryota, Metazoa, Chordata, Actinopteri, Perciformes, Anarhichadidae. The record is from RefSeq and is a predicted model, not a curated record. Gene Ontology annotation, biological process: actomyosin structure organization. Gene Ontology annotation, cellular component: cytoskeleton. The transcript has 14 exons.